Messenger RNA from Hirsutella rhossiliensis, 1815 nucleotides. RefSeq names its product NOT2 / NOT3 / NOT5 family domain-containing protein. Gene Ontology annotation, cellular component: P-body; nucleus; CCR4-NOT core complex. Bases 1 to 1815 code for a protein of 604 amino acids. Gene Ontology annotation, biological process: nuclear-transcribed mRNA poly(A) tail shortening; regulation of DNA-templated transcription. Lineage: Eukaryota; Fungi; Ascomycota; Sordariomycetes; Hypocreales; Ophiocordycipitaceae. The record is from RefSeq and is a predicted model, not a curated record. The transcript is spliced from 6 exons.
AUGGCGGCAAGGAAACUGCAGCAAGAGGUCGACAAAUGCUUCAAAAAGGUGGCCGAAGGCGUCGCCGAGUUCGAGGCCAUCUACGAGAAAAUCGAGCAGUCCAACAACCCGGCGCAAAAGGAAAAGCUCGAGGACAACCUCAAGCGCGAGAUCAAGAAGCUGCAACGGUUGCGCGAUCAGAUCAAGACAUGGGCCGCCAGCAACGACAUCAAGGACAAGGCGCCUUUGCUAGAGCACCGGAAGCUGAUAGAAACGCAAAUGGAGAAAUUCAAGGCUGUGGAAAAGGCUAUGAAGACCAAGGCAUACUCCAAAGAGGGACUAUCGGCCGCCGCGAAGCUCGAUCCAAAGGAACAAGCCAAAGUCGAGGCCGGCGAGUUCUUGAGUAGUAUGGUCGACGAGCUGGAGCAACAGAUCGAGGCCCUGGAGGCCGAGGGCGAGUCCAUACAAGCUACCAUGAAGAAAGGCAAGAAUCACGGAUCCAAGGCUGACCGCAUGGCUGAGAUUGAGCGGACAAUCGAGCAGCACAAGUGGCACCAAGGAAAACUAGAGCUGAUUCGGCGCUCGCUGGAGAACGGGGGCAUCGAGACGGAGCAGGUCAACGAACUGGAAGAAAAUAUCCGCUACUACGUCUCGGACGGUCUACACGACGAGAGCAUACACGACGAGGAAAUGUACGACGACUUGAACCUGGACGAUGACGAAGGGGACGAAGCGGCGCCAGAGGUAGAACAACCGGCCAAGCCAGCAACGAGGAGAUCGCAAAGGGAGGUGGACACGGCUGGCUCUGGUAGCGGCGGCGGAGCUGGACGCAAAGUCUCGGUGCCAAUCAAAUCGCCCCUACCUGCGCUGGCCACGCUGCAUACGCCACUGUCGACAAUCAGCACCGGCAUCACGAGCGGGCCCACGAUGAAGCCGGCUGCGGUGCCGACGAGGCCGGCGGGCGAGGGGCUCAAGUAUGCGUCGGCUGCUGCAGCUGCUGCAGCGAGCGACAGGAACAACGUGGGCAUCGCGCCUUUGCCGCCGCCUCCAGGGUCCGCGAGCGUGGUCAUCUCACCACUGCCAUUGGCUCAGGCAAAGACGAGUGCGACGAGCUCGCCAGCCACCACCUCGGUGCAACCCAUAGCGUCUGCCGUGGCGGCGGCGGCGGGCGCAUCGUCGCAGCAGGCGGAGCCCAGGUCGGGCCCUUCGUCAGCGGGCAAGCAACCUGCUGCGGUCGAGCCUACGGAUGCUGCGACUGUGCCCCAAGCAAACGGCGCUACCAACGGGAUCAAGCCCAUAGCCGAGGAGCCGGAGGAAGAGUGCAUAUACCACCUACCCUCGUCGCUGCAGGAUCUGGUGGACUCGUACGAAACGGCGCGGAAACGGCCGCUGCCGCCGUCUGCGUCCCCGCCAACGCUGCGGAUGAUGACGGCGAGCCAGGCAAGCUGUCCCGAGGCGCUCGACUCCGAGGUUCCGCGAACGUAUCGGCCCGACAUGCCCGUGCCUCAGACGGGGUCUGGCUUCCCGCGAGAACCGCUGCCCAUCUUCGACGACCCGCGGCUCUAUUCGCGCAUAGACCCGGACACGCUGUUCUAUGUCUUUUACUAUAAGCAGGGAACGGCCCAACAGUAUCUGGCGGCCAAGGCGCUCAAGGACCAGAGCUGGCGGUUUCACAAGCAGUACCAGACGUGGUUUCAACGCCACGAGGAGCCCAAGAACAUCACCGAGGAGCAUGAGCAGGGCACGUACCGGUUCUUUGACUACGAGAGCACAUGGAUGAACCGACGGAAAGCGGACUUUAGGUUUGCGUACAAGUUUCUCGAGGACGACAUCUGA